Cladophialophora yegresii CBS 114405 is the source of this 1074-nucleotide messenger RNA. RefSeq lists its product as uncharacterized. The transcript is spliced from 2 exons. Gene Ontology annotation, cellular component: catalytic step 2 spliceosome. NCBI's taxonomy places the organism in Eukaryota, Fungi, Ascomycota, Eurotiomycetes, Chaetothyriales, Herpotrichiellaceae. The record is from RefSeq and is a predicted model, not a curated record. The coding region runs from base 1 to 1074 and encodes 357 amino acids.
AUGUCAGAAUCAACAAUGAUAUCUUCAGCCGUCCUCAUCCCCGAGGAACCACGGCCGGAACAAGAACAGCAGAACGGCUCGCUGAAACGACGUCAGUCGUCCGCCUCUCAGAGCUCAGAUUCAAACAAGCGCCCUCGACUCGACACGCAGAAAUCCAACGCAUCGAACGAUGGCGAAGUAUUCCCUGCCGCCGCAUCCUCCCCAACCACAGACAGGAGUGCGCCAAGGCCCCCAAGUGCAAUGUCACCCCCUGCACCACGCCGCCGGCAGACCUCUGGCCUCGAGCAAGACAAGUCGCGCAACCGGCGCCUGUUUGGCGCAUUACUAGGCACCCUCUCUCAGUCCUCCCAACCUUCAAACACGUCGACGGGCGUAGUCAGUUCGCGCCGCGAAGAGAUUGAGUUCCGACAAAGGGAACGGCUAAAGCGUGAAUCGCAUGAGAUCGCCGAAUCCGCGCGCCAAAAACGGGAGGAAUUGAACCGCGCACGGCGAAAAGAACAGCUCCAGUGGGACGAAGAAGCCAUGCGAAUGCGGCAUAGGAACAUGCGCGCCAUGGCUGGGUUCCUGCAGACGAAGGCUGAACCAAAGUUGUACUACAAACCCUGGGAAUUACGCGACAUGGAAAUCGAACGAAUCAAGCAGCAGAUGGUAGAUGUGGAAGCGAAAAUCGAGCGCGAAGUCGAAGUUUUCGAAGAAAAGAAGCGAAAACGACAACAGGACGAUAUUGCAGAUGGAUCGAAUGGAGAAAAGGAUAGGAAAGAGCUACCGCCGAGUCCGACGACGAGUCGCGGUGGUGCAAUGGAUGUUGACGAGGGCCGCCAAUCUGGAGACGAAAAGCCGCACGAGAAGACGGGAGGCCCGGACGUCGAAACCCAGAGUCACGACCACAGUAUCGACGAUAAGAUGAACGUUGACCGGCCUGUGCCCGAGGAAACUCUUCGAUCAUCCAACGACGAUCAGGAGCCUGCAAAGCAGGCUGAAGCGGGAAGGCCAACGAGCAGCAAUAAAAGUGACGAGCAUGACCACGGCGGCGAGGAGCUUGAACGGGGACAAGAGGAUGAUGUUAUCUACUGA